Messenger RNA from Tripterygium wilfordii, 1819 nucleotides. Its product is annotated as probable serine/threonine-protein kinase PIX13. The coding region runs from base 340 to 1605 and encodes 421 amino acids. NCBI's taxonomy places the organism in Eukaryota, Viridiplantae, Streptophyta, Magnoliopsida, Celastrales, Celastraceae. Gene Ontology annotation, biological process: protein phosphorylation. Gene Ontology annotation, molecular function: protein kinase activity; ATP binding. The record is from RefSeq and is a predicted model, not a curated record. The transcript has 6 exons.
UCCCUCUCUCUCUCUCUCUCACACACACAAUCACACAUUCACCAUUUUUUUCUUUGUGUUGGACUCGGUCCUCUCUCUCGUAUAUCCACAUCUGCUCUGGAUUACUGUUUGUUAUUGGGGUUUUCAAGCUGUUCAAAGCUAAACCAAGAGAGUAGAGAGAGAUAGAGAGUGGCAGAUCAAAAAACAAGUAUUUGCAAAACCCAUUUCUUACUGAUUGAACAGGAAAGAUUGAAUUCAUCAAAAUCAAAAGUUUGUAUCUUUUUCUCCUUGUUCUUCUUCACUUAAAGCCUGGAUCCAGAUUGUCUGAAGAAACUACGACAUCGGCUAGGUCUUUCAUAGAUGGGGAUUUGUUGGGGUUCUCCAGCUGAAAGCCCAACAGGUCUCACUACUGAUCAUCUCAGUACAGUGAGAUCCAACACAGCAAGCAAUACAUCUUCUGGGGGCAGCACCGCAGCAUCUUCUGGGGCCAGCAGCAACAUCUCUGGGAACAGCCUUUUCUCAGCCUCAGGUGGCGAUGAGUCCUACCCAAAUGGCAUGAUUUUGCCCCAACCCAACUUGAGGAUUUUCAGCUUUUUGGAAAUGAAGGCUGCAACCAGGAAUUUCAGAUCUGAUACAGUGCUUGGAGAAGGUGGUUUUGGCAAAGUCUUCAAAGGUUUGCUCGAUGAGAGGGAGAAGGGACAGGGGAAGAGCGGCAAUGGAACUGUAAUUGCUGUCAAAAAAUUGAAUUCUGAGAGCUUCCAGGGAUUUGAGGAAUGGCAGUCAGAAGUAAAUUUCCUGGGAAGGCUAUCUCACCCUAACCUCGUGAAGUUGUUGGGAUACUGCUGGGAAGAAAAAGAGCUUCUACUUGUUUACGAGUUCAUGCAAAAGGGCAGCUUGGAAAACCAUCUUUUUGGAAGGGGUUCGGCUGUUCAGCCCCUUCCAUGGGACAUUCGGCUUAAAAUUGUCAUAGGAGCGGCUAAAGGCCUUACCUUUCUGCAUACAUCCGAGAAGCAAGUGAUUUACAGAGAUUUUAAAGCCUCGAACAUACUGCUUGAUGGGUCUUAUAAUGCCAAGAUAUCAGACUUUGGCUUGGCAAAAUUGGGUCCUUCGGAAAGUCAAUCUCAUGUGACGACCAGGGUUAUGGGAACAUAUGGUUAUGCUGCUCCUGAGUAUGUUGCUACAGGCCAUCUAUACGUGAAGAGCGAUGUGUAUGGUUUUGGUGUCGUUCUGGUUGAGAUACUGACAGGUUUGCAUGCAGUCGAUACAAAUAGGCCAAGCGGAAGACAUAAUCUGGUUGACUGGAUCAAGCCACAUUUAUGUGAUAAAAGAAACUUGAAGAGUGUGAUGGACUCUCGACUGGAGGGGAAGUAUCCCUCCAAAGCUGCUUUUCGUGUAGCUCAACUUGCCCUGAAUUGUCUUGGACCGGAACCCAAGCACCGGCCAUCGAUGCAUGAAGUGGUGGAAGCGUUGGAACGGAUUGAAGCGGCCAAUGAGAAAGCAGUAGAGCCUAGAAGACAUUCAGGCCUUCCUACAAAUCAGAGACACAGCCGACAGCAGCCUUUGCACCAUCGUUCGGCACUUCAUCCAAGGCAGGAUGGAAGUCGAUAUCCACCUCGAUUGAAGUGAAGUCUUGUGAUGGCCAACGGUUGUGUUAGUCUAUUGAAAACCCUGCAUUGGGUUUUGGUGGCACUGCAAGUCUGUAAUUGUGACAAGACAAGACAUAAAUAUGGUGGUGGUUAGAUUUUAAUUAUUUUGGUAGGUUAGGUUUUAUUGAGUAUUCGUUGUCUGUAUGAAUGUUCGCACUUAAAAUGAGUAAAAGAACAAAGUUGUGUUUUAGUUC